UAAAAGUUUUGGAUGGUCUGUGAUACAGAAAGCAACAGAACUUAAAAUUAAUCAAUUAAAUGUUAGUCCAACUGUUCCGUUACCAGUAAUAAAACCUUGGUUACUUCCAGAUGCUAUAGUUGAUUUUACAUUGUUAGAACAGAGAAACAAGGGUAAGGAAUGUAAUUUAUAUAAUGUGCAGACAUAUAUUAAUGAGUACUAUAAUUAUGUUCAGAUCUACACAGAUGCAUCAAAGAGUUCAGACAACAAGAUAGGAGUAGCAUUUACUGUCCCAGAGUUUCAUUUAUCAAUAAGGAAAAGGAUCAGUGAUGAGCUAUCUGUUUAUACAGGGGAAAUGGUUGCAUUAUUAUAGCAAUACAGUGGAUAGAAGAAAUAAGACCUGUGAAAUCAGUUGUUUGUUCAGACUCAUGUUCAUCAUUGGCUAGUUUACAAUACAGUCAUUCGGAGAGUAGACCAGAUAUUUUAAUGGAAAUAAUGCAAACAAUACACUGAAUUCAAAUGAUGGGGAUUACAGUAGUAUUUUUGUGGGUGCCUGCACAUAUGGGUGUCCAAGGAAAUGAAACUGCAGAUAAAGAAGCAAAAGAAGCGGUUAAAAACAAUGACAUUAAUUUAAUUGUUAAUUUAAGUAAGAAUGAAAUGAAGAGUAUUUUCAAGAAGAGACUAAAGGAAAGGUGGCAAAAACAGUGGGAUAAGGAGAAAAAAGGUCGGUGGUUCUAUAGAAUUCAAAGGAAAGUGGGAGAGAUGAGAAGUGCAGGGAAAAGCAGGAGAGAUGAAAUAGUAAUAUCAAGGAUGAGAUUUGGACACACAAGAUGAAAUAGUACACUUGAUAAAAUGGGUAAACGAUAUGGGAAGGUGUGAUUAUUGUGGGCAAGAGGAAACAGUAGAACAUGUUUUAAUGCAUUGUCAGAAGUAUGAGACUGAAAGAAGGAUGUUAAUUCAUAAUUUAGAAAAAAUAAAUAUGCAAUUUAUAAUAAAGUACAUUCUGUGUUAGUCGUCUUGAUCCACACUCCAUACCAGUUGGUGGCGGAAAUACACCAUUUUGUUGUUUGUCAACCGCCAAUAAAAAUUCAAGAAGAAGAAGAAGAAGAAGAAGAAGAAGAAGAAGAAAAUGAAGAUGAUGACCGCAUAGUAAUAGACAGAAGAGAAGUUGCGCUUGUGGUUGGUAACUUAGUGGACGAUACUCUGGUAAUGUGCUGCUGUUUUUAUAUAUUUUACUGAGGUCGAAAUCAUGUCGCAGCCUUCUGAAAUAAACAUGACAGAUAUGCGCAGCGCAGAUAGCCUUUGGUCCGCUGCUGACGUCUGGAUUAAGAAGCCACAUGUAGUAAAUAAAAGACUGUGUGGCGUAACAGAGACGGAGUACAGGGACGUGGACACUGCGGAAUUAAUUCAGAUUUUAUCUUCUCUUCUGGGGACCAAUAUUAAGAUUGCUGAUAUUUCUAUGUUUCUUCACUCUGAUAUUGUGGAUAAAGAACAUGAAACUGCAGGACGCUGGUGUGUUGGAGUCAGAACUAUUAUUCCCAAAGUAAACAAGACAGGAGAGUUUCUAUACAAAGAGGUUAUCAUAAAAGAUAUUGUUGGGCAUGCAGUGACAUUUAUCCCUUUUGAAGAGACUGAUGUGGGACAGGUUACUGUCAAGAGCAGUAACAUUUAUCAAAUCCAGCUGCAUUUAAAGCCAGAGGAAAGGUUGUUCUCUCUUCACGCUCUGACGCCUGAGCAGUGGUGCAGUGAUGGAGUAGUUUACCCUAAACUCUCCUGGCUCUGUACCAAACUUUUGCCUAAACUAUCACGCUGGGCUCUGGAGAGCAAGGCCAGUGAAUUUAAGAGAACCCUUUCCCUCAUACCUGUGGAGAAAUACAGUAUCCUCUACCAGCAGCUGAAAGAAAAAUACAAAGAGUUAGUAAAGGUCUGGCCUGAAGUUACUGAUCCAGAGAAGUUUGUGUUUGAAGAUGUUGCCAUUGCUACAUAUCUGUUGGUUUUAUGGGGUGAAGAGCGUGCUGAAAAGGGAACAACAGCCAAACAGUCCUUUGUGGAUCUUGGCUGUGGAAAUGGCCUCCUGGUUCACAUAUUAAACAAUGAAGGGGUAGGUUAACUACUAACCUUGCUGCAGUGUUGAAAUACAGUACUACACCAUGCACCAUGUUUCGUGCCUGUAAAUUACCCACACAGCUCCCCUGCAGAGCUUCUUUAAUUUGUUAAUUUUCAUCCAGUGUUAAAACCAAUGAUAUCAGGAAGUCUGUGUAAAUCAGGGGUGUCCAAACUUUUUUUUAAAAGGGGGCCAGAUUUGAUGAUGUGGGCACACCAGGGUGCUGGAUGUUUGUCUCUCUCUCUCUCUCUCUCUCUCUCUCUCUCUCUCUGUCGAAGUGGAUGCUGGGAGUGGG
Messenger RNA from Labeo rohita (rohu), 2378 nucleotides. RefSeq names its product probable tRNA (uracil-O(2)-)-methyltransferase. Gene Ontology annotation, molecular function: tRNA (uridine) methyltransferase activity. Gene Ontology annotation, biological process: tRNA methylation. Lineage: Eukaryota; Metazoa; Chordata; Actinopteri; Cypriniformes; Cyprinidae. The record is from RefSeq and is a predicted model, not a curated record. The coding region runs from base 1229 to 2089 and encodes 286 amino acids. The transcript is spliced from 5 exons.